UGUUGAGAUAACCACUUCACUCACAGUCUCACAGACGCACAGUGUGAUUGUGGAGGAGAUUGACGAUGGAGAAUAAUGACAAGAGAUGGUCCCUCGCUGGAAAAACCGCUCUGGUAACCGGUGGUACUCGCGGAAUCGGUCGAGCGGUCGUGGAGGAGCUAGCGAGAUUCGGGGCAACGGUUCAUACAUGUUCAAGGAGCCAGGAGGAGCUCAAAUCAUGCUUGGAUGAUUGGAAGUCAAAUGGUUUAGUGGUAACCGGUUCGGUUUGCGAUGCGUCGGUUAGGGAUCAGAGGGAGAAGUUGAUUCAGGAGGUUUCGUCUGCCUUUAGCGGCAAGCUCAACAUCCUUAUAAACAAUGUUGGAACUAAUUUAAGGAAGCCAACGGUCGAGUACUCGAGUGAGGAUUAUGCUAAAAUCAUGUCGACCAACUUGGAAUCAGCUUUCCAUUUUUCCCAAAUUGCACAUCCUCUUCUAAAAGCAUCUGGGGUUGGGAGCAUUGUGUUCAUCUCCUCUGUAGCUGGCCUAGUGCAUCUUAGUAGUGGAUCUGUCUACGGUGCAACUAAAGGAGCACUUAAUCAGCUUACAAGGAAUCUAGCUUGCGAGUGGGCAGGGGACAACAUUAGAACCAAUUGUGUGGCUCCAUGGUACAUCAAGACCUCACUUGUGAAACCGCUACUCGAGAAGAAAGGUUUUGAGGAGGCGAUAGUUUCGCGUACCCCACUCGGGCGCGUUGGAGAACCAGAGGAAGUCUCGUCGCUGGUUGCUUUCCUCUGCCUUCCCGCAGCGUCUUACAUCACCGGUCAGGUCAUUUCUGUUGAUGGAGGAUUCACAGUCAAUGGCUUCAGUUACACCAUGUAACCAAAAACCUCUCAUCGCAACUUUACUAAUAAUAAAAGCAAGAACCCGUUCGUGUGGUUUCUUCCCAUUAGCCUUUGUUACUAAUAAUAUUCUCACAUUUGCAUUUUCAAAAUCUUCAUUAUGCGCCAGUUAUGUGCCAGUUUGUAUAUACAGAUACAAACAAUGGGAAGAGAAUGAUUGAAUGUUAUAAUUCAGGUAAAGAUUA
Messenger RNA from Brassica oleracea var. oleracea, 1062 nucleotides. RefSeq names its product tropinone reductase homolog At5g06060. Gene Ontology annotation, molecular function: oxidoreductase activity. The transcript has 5 exons. NCBI's taxonomy places the organism in Eukaryota, Viridiplantae, Streptophyta, Magnoliopsida, Brassicales, Brassicaceae. The coding region runs from base 66 to 857 and encodes 263 amino acids. The record is from RefSeq and is a predicted model, not a curated record.